Messenger RNA from Fusarium subglutinans, 2502 nucleotides. RefSeq lists its product as uncharacterized. Gene Ontology annotation, cellular component: plasma membrane. The coding region runs from base 1 to 2502 and encodes 833 amino acids. Lineage: Eukaryota; Fungi; Ascomycota; Sordariomycetes; Hypocreales; Nectriaceae. The record is from RefSeq and is a predicted model, not a curated record. The transcript has a single exon.
AUGGCGACGUUCAGUUUAUUACAAGCCACUCUUCUUUUCUGGGUGGCUCUGGCAGCUGCCCAGGGUUCUGACCUGACAUCUCUCAAACAUAAGGGCUGCUAUUGGUCGAGACCGACGAAUUUUGCUGUCGGUGGAUUUUCGAGGACUGAAGUUCAGCGCCAGAACUGUCUCGAGACAUGUACCCGACGUGGUCAGCAAUGGAUUGCGUUCGGUUCCGUCAAAUGCUUCUGCAGUAAAACCGCCCCGAGUUAUCAUCAAGUAGAUAAUAACCGCUGCAAUGCGCAGUGUGUCGGUAUCCUGGAUGGUGACUGCGUCAAGCAGCCAAGAAACAACUAUGCCUCCCCGGAAGAUGACGAACUUUACGCCGUUUUUUCCAUCCCUUCCAUCGCUAAUGGCGAAGAAAAUCGACUGCCAUCGCAUCACAGACAGGGACUAUCUAUGAAGACAACCGAAUCUAAGCAGCUCGCGACGAACCGAGGCAAGGUUGGCCAGAUCACGGUGCAGGGAUGCUAUUAUAUCUCAACACGUCCAACAACACGGAGGAAGCUGUUCAUUCGAGACGAUGACUCCCGUCGUCAAUGCGCCAAGGUCUGCGCCCAAGAUGGAAAGCCUCUUGCUCUUGUCAGCGGGAACACUUGCUCCUGCGGUUCCAUGUAUCCUGCAACAGAUGCCACUGCUGAUUCUGAUAAGUGCUACAUGCCAUGUUUGAGCGACGGUGAUGAUAGGUGUCAGCGCCAUUCUGAGUACAGCUUUACUCGUCAUGGUCCUUAUACCACCAUUUAUGACACCGGUCUUGGUGUUGAUGUUGACACCGAACCUUCUAUUGCUACCAAGUUACUAAAUUAUGAGAAAACAUCUGCGAAGCACACUGAGCCGAAUGGACAUCCGGGAUAUGCUUGCUACAGCGAAGUCCGCACAGCCAUUACUCAAGUGUUUGUCCGCAAUAGUCCUAUGCUAUGCCAUCGCUUCUGUCAGCUAAAGGGCCGUAUGUAUGCGUUCACCCGAGAUCAGACCUGCUACUGCAGCAACGAGUAUCCCGACAAGAAAGACGAACUUCCAGAUUCUCAAUGUGACGUUCAAUGUCCUGGAACAAACCUUUUCAGCUGUGGUGGCUACAAUGUCGCGUACAGUGUUUACAACCUCGGCCGUGAGAGGAGGCCUGCCAUCAAGCCUAACCCCAUCAGACAAAUUGAGCGAUGCUUCUACGAUAUCCCCAGGACCGCAAGCCGCAUACCCCUAGACGCAGGCGCGGUCUCAAGGCUCCCCUCAUCCUGUAUCGAGUCAUGCAAAGCUGCAGGUAAAGGUGUUGCGUUCAUCAAAGGCUCGCAAUGUCACUGUGCCCAAGGCUAUCCUCGCUCUAGCUCCACAACAGAUCUUCGCGAAUGUCAGAUCCCUUGCGGCGGCGACUCUAAGUUCUCUUGUGGAGGCUUCGCUGUUACUAGAGACACCUUUUCGGCAUACAGGACUGGAUACGCCGGCGGGAGACACCGCAUCCAACACGAAUCCAACAACAUGGACCAUAUACAAAGGCCUUACGAGGAGCCCAGCUUAGGCUAUGUCACAUCGCAUGGCUGCUACAAUAUGCAAUCUGCUACCUUGAGACGCAAGAAGCUUGAAAGCAGGAAUUCCCUUGAACAAUGCGCUCGCUAUUGCCAGCGUGAGGAUAAGCCUGUCGCAGCUGUCCAGCGUGGCUGGUGCUUGUGCUCUGAUACAUAUCCUGCGAAGAGCGCACGGGUUAAUGAUAGUCAGUGUGCGAGCUGGUGUCCCGGCUGGUCCCGUGACGCUUGUGGUGGGAGGAGAACUUGGAGUGUUUUGAACACAGGAAUUAGCACUGACGUGGCUGACGAUGAGAUGAAGACUGAAGAAGUCGAGCGACCUGCUAGGAUACCUAAUCAUCCAGCAGAGAAGGAACUAUCUAAGCUAAAGCCCUAUGGCUGCUUUAGUCUUCCUGACUUCACCUCUUCGUAUCCUCCACGCGUCGAUAUCAGAGGACCUUAUCGAAGCUCCAACGGGGAUUCUUGCAAUCGCCAGUGCACUAUUAAGGGAUGUUCUGUCGCACUUCGCCAUGGCUCUAGAUGCUUCUGUUCCAACAAGGUUCCAGAGGAAACUGCGCGAGUUGCCGACGACAAAUGUUGGUUCACUUCUAUCUUUGACACACGUGAGCAGUGUGGCGGACCAGAUGAUGCUUACUCUGUGUACCGUCUUUAUUAUGACUUGUCGGAGAUGGAGGACAAGGAAGUGUCUAAGGGGGAUAACCCCAGUAACUCUCCUGCGAAGAGGCCACAAUGUCUGCAUCACGGUAUGGAGCGCAUCUACGAGACCUCAUCGUGGGCCAUCACCAAGAUUCGCGAGUUUGCGCAGAACGCCCGAGAAGGCUUGGCUGGAUUUCUUGACAAGGCUCAAAAUGUCUUCGAUGCUUGUCUUUGGAGGGUAAUGGUUACGUUCUCAGAUGUUAUGUAUAGUUUGGGAUGGAGAUCGAGCUCAGGUGAUGUCGAUCUAUAG